AUGACAGGGUUUGGGGUCCUCACGCUGCUGCUGCCCAUCCUGCUGGGCUGGGCCAGCUGCCACCCUGUCCCUGGAAGGAAGAACUUCAACAAGCUGCUGCUGAUCUCCUUCGAUGGCUUCCGCUGGAACUAUGACCAGGAUGUGGACACCCCCAACAUGGACCGCCUGGCCCAGGAGGGCGUGAAGGCCAAGUACCUCACACCACCCUUCGUGACAAUGACGUCCCCGUCUCACUUCACCACCAUCUCAGGUCGCUGGAUUGAAGAUCAUGGAGUCAUUCACAACAUGAUGUUUAACACAGAGACACACUGGAAGUACUCCUUCAAGACCACACAGAAUAAGACUGAAUGGUGGGACAAUGGUGUUCUCCCCCUCUGGAUCACAGCCCAGAGACAGGGGAGGAAGACAGCAUCAUUCCACUAUCCUGGGGGAGGUGCAAAGUACAAAGGGGAGGCUGUCCAGCGGUCCCUGGUGGAGUCUCACACUCACCCAGACAGCAAUGAGACAGAGUGGAGGGAGAACAUCGAUAUUGUCAUGAACUGGUUCACUAAGGAAGACUUUGAUUUUGUGACUCUGUACUAUGGAGAGCCAGAUAACGUGGGACACAAAUUCGGGCCUGAGACGGAGAACAGAAGGGUGAUGAUUCAGCAAAUUGACAGAACCAUCGGGUACCUGGUGGAAGCCAUUAAAAGGCACAGCUUGACCAAGCACCUCAAUGUCAUCAUCACAUCAGACCAUGGCAUGACCACAGUAAAAAAGAGCCCCAAUGUCACUGAGAUCCUCUUGACAAACUACAUCAAGUUCAAGGACUUGGUCAAGUUUGAUAUCGUGGACUAUGGUGGCUUUGGGAUGAUCCUGCCCAAACCAGGGAAAGAGGAAGCUGUUUACCAAGCACUGAAGAAUGCACAUCCUCACCUCAAUGUGUACAAGAAGGAGGAAUUCCCAGAACGCUUCCAUUUUGCUAAACACAAGAGGGUGCUGCCAAUUGUGAUGUACGCCGACUCUGGUUAUAACAUCAAUGGGCAACUAAUAAUAUAUUUCAACAAAGGAGAUCAUGGCUUUGAUAAUGUCUACAUGGACAUGAAGACCAUAUUCAGAGCUUUUGGGCCAGAUUUCAAAAAGAAUCACCUAGCUGAGCCUUUUGACAGCAUCCACAUCUACCCACUCAUGUGUAAGCUCCUGGGGGUUACCCCUGAACCCCAUAACGGCUCCCUGGCAGUCACCCAGGAAAUGCUUGUGCAACAUGAGCACAAUGAGCAGCAGCAGCAGCCAGAUUCAGAUCUGAGAUAUGUGGCCUUAUGA
Molecule: messenger RNA, 1302 nt
Organism: Lynx canadensis (Canada lynx)
Lineage: Eukaryota; Metazoa; Chordata; Mammalia; Carnivora; Felidae
Product: ectonucleotide pyrophosphatase/phosphodiesterase family member 7-like
Exons: 5
Coding region: 1-1302 (433 amino acids)
Source: RefSeq, a predicted model, not a curated record